Molecule: messenger RNA, 1369 nt
Organism: Microplitis demolitor
Lineage: Eukaryota; Metazoa; Arthropoda; Insecta; Hymenoptera; Braconidae
Product: hornerin-like
Exons: 4
Coding region: 1-1362 (453 amino acids)
Source: RefSeq, a predicted model, not a curated record
AUGGCCAGGUAUAGGCUAUUUAUUUAUUUUUUAUUUUUCGUGAUUACGUUUAAGUCAAAUUCGGCAGACCGAGUGCACUUUGAAGAGGAAAGACAGAGAUGGAACACGCCGCCAGAGUUAGUUCCAGUGGGGAGUGAGAGAAAUGAAAAUGAAAAUAAUUCAGACAAUCCUCAAGCGAGAUUUUUACCGUUCACAGCGAGCUUUACCUUGAACACUGGCGCCAAUAAUGCUCAUUCUUUGAGCGUUGGAGGCUCUGAUGAGGGAAUUAGUUUAUCACAAAGUCAAAGUACCAGCUCGAGUUUCUUUGAAAAUUCCAGGCCAGGGAUAUCUGCAAGCCAAUCAACAUCAUUUUCAGCUGGACUCGCGGGUAUUUCAGCAUCUGAUGCAAACUCAUUAAGCUUAAACCAUCCAAUUUUCGGCAGAGAUGGUGGUAAUUCUGCUAACAGCAAUUCUUAUUCUUGGGGUGAAGCAAGUUCUUCGUCCGCGGGAAAAGUCGUCAAUAAUCAGGCAAUUACGAGCGCUCAAUCGAGCGUUGGCUCAUCAUCCAAUUCCGUUUCGUCGGGUGCAUCUUCAAGUGCUGGAAAUUUUGCUUCGUCUGCUUCGAAUGCUGGUACUUCAGCUAAUCGUGAUCAUUCUUCGUGGAACAUUCACCCGAAUUAUCAAAAUCAACAUAUCAAUAACCCGUACACAAGGCCUCGAGAAAUGGCCAGUAAUUUCCCACAAAAAUGGGAACAAAAACUGCCAGAGCCAUCAUCAAAUAGACACUGGUCACAAAAUCAUCAACAGAGCCAACAAAAUCCCUCAUUACAAAUUUCAGGUGUCUCUGCAUCAUCAUCAGCGUCAAGUUCAGCUAAUGGUCAUUCAUUUGGUCAGUCGUCUGUAGGCAGCUCCUUAGGAGACAAUGGAAAACCAUCGUCUUGGGUUCACAACCGUGUAGAGUCAUCAGGAAAUGCACAGAGCCUAGCUCAAGGAAAUGCAGCUACCGUUCAACAAACUUCAGAUAAAGUUCACGGGAGUUUUAGUUCUGGCGCUAUAUCUGCAAGCUCUGUUGACAAUGGCCAUGCACUCGGAACUUCGAUCUCGGAUAAUCGAGGACAUUAUAAUCGCGGUCAAGUUACUGGACAGUCUGCUGGAAAUUCAGAUAUUCGCGGUACUGCUAAUGCUGGAACUGUGUCACUUAUUAAAUUUCCCGAUAACUCAGCGCCGAGGGAAUUCAUUGAAAGCAGAUUCGAGGGAACUGCUAAUAAUAAUGGAAAUAGUGGCCAAUUAAUGAAAAGAAGACCGAAAAUGAGACGUAGAAAUCCAGUUGAUAGAUUUUUAACAGAUAUUACUGAUACUGUUGUAGAUUUAUUUGAUAUUUAAUUAACUU